Molecule: messenger RNA, 3178 nt
Organism: Phascolarctos cinereus (koala)
Lineage: Eukaryota; Metazoa; Chordata; Mammalia; Diprotodontia; Phascolarctidae
Gene: VWA1
Product: von Willebrand factor A domain containing 1
Molecular function (GO): protein binding
Source: RefSeq, a predicted model, not a curated record
CCCUCCACCUCCCACCGCCACCUCCAAGCUGGGAGACUGGGCCAAGGAGGCGAGGAGGCGGCGGGAGUGGGGCGAGGAGAGGAGCAAGUUGAGGAGGAGGAGGGGGAAGAGGAUCAGGGACUCGGGCUGCCCAGGACCCAGUCCCGGCAGCAGCUGCAGCAGCGCCAGCGCGUGGAGGGCAGGGCAAGGGCUGGGGGGCCCUGCUAUGCGCAGCUCCCGCCCCUCUGGUCCCCGGCUCAAGUCUCGAGCCCGCGGAGAUUCGGGGUAGAGACCUCAGGCGGCGGUGGCCGCUAUGAUUGUCUGGGCGGCCCUGGGCCUCCUCUGCCUGCGGCUGGCUUUGGGACAGAGCAUACCUGAGCCAGACCCUGCCACACACACCCCGGCUGCCAAGGGUGACCUCCUCUUCUUGUUGGACAGCUCAGCCAGCGUCUCCUACUACGAAUUCUCUCGGGUGAAGGAGUUUGUGGGGCAGCUGGUCCAGCCGCUGCCCUUGGGCCCAGGGGCCGUGCAGACCAGCAUGGUGCACGUGGGCAGUAAACCCAGAGUCGAGUUCCCCUUUGACCAACACCGCUCGGGGGCUGCUGCCCAGGAGGCCAUCCGGGCAGCCAAGCAGUUGAUGGGGGAUACCAACACUGGGCUGGCCCUGGACCUGGCCAAGGAGCAGCUGUUUACCACCAAGGCCGGUGCCCGGCCUGGCGUGCGCAAGGUGCUGGUGUGGGUGACCGAUGGCGGCUCGAGCGAUGAUGCCCAGGGCCCCAUGCAGGCGCUCAAGGACCUGGGGGUGACCAUCUUCAUCAUCAGCACUGGCCGCGGCAACUUCCUGGACCUCUCUGCGGCUGCCUCCCAGCCCCCCGAGAAGCACUUGCGCUUCGUGGACGUGGAUGACUUGCGAAUUGUCGUCCCUGAGCUGCGGGGCUCCAUCCUAGAGGCAAUGCGGCCCGAGGAGCUUCACGCCACCGAGGUCACAUCCCAUAGCUUCCGCCUGACAUGGCCGCCCCUGCUGUCCGGUGACUCAGGCUACUACCUGUUGGAGGUGGCGCCCAGUGCUGACCCUGGCACCAAGCAGAGCCGUCACUUGCUUGGGAAUGAGACCAGCUGGUUCUGGGAUGGCCUGGAACCCAGUACCACGUACAAGGUGGUCUUAGUGCCUGAGUCCAACCUGCAGUACCUGGCCCCACAGACUACCCAAGUCACCACUCUGGAAGAAGAGGUCGGCCCAGCCCGGAUCCUCAUCUCCCACUCAAAGCCUCACAGCUUUCACGUGAGCUGGGCCCCGACACCCGUGGGCGUGCUCCGGUAUGAGGUCCUGUAUGGACCCCUGCCUAGGGGUGAGGCCCAGCUCCUCGAGGUGCCAGCCACUGAGAACAGUACCACGCUGGACAAUCUGUCUCCCAACACCACCUACCUGGUCACCGUGGCUGCCAUCUAUCAGUCUGGCCAAGAGAAAGCCUUGUCGGCGAAGGCUUGUACGCAAGAAGUGGCCUCCAAGAUUGGGCGCCUCUACUUCCAGAGCCUGGGCCCUAGCACUGUGAAGGCCUCAUGGGACUCAGCAGAGGGAGAUGUCCAGGGCUACCAGGUACGGUGCCGGCGGCAGGUGGGGCCCCCGUCCCUUCUCAGCGUCUCACCGCAGACCCACAGUGUCAUCCUCACGGGCCUGGCUGCUGGCACCACCAACCGUGUGUGUGUGACGCCCAUCUACCAGAGCCACGCGGGGCCUCAGCACUGCCAAGCUGUCCACAUGCACCCUGUCACGCCGGCUCCUGAGUAUCGACCCACUUAGCCAUGCCGCAACAUGCUCUUAAUCCCAAAUAAUGGAGGAGAGCUGAGCCUUUCCAUCAGAAACAGACCAGAGGGGAAAGCACUGGGCCGAAGAGAUUGGGGAGCAAAGACGGAAUCUCUGUGGCUAGUUGGCUUUCCCGUCAGUCCUUUCUCAUCCCUUGCAGGGUUCCUAUAUCCAGCGGGUCAGCAGUCAGCUUGGGUGGUCCUCAAGGACUUGGGUCCAAAGCCUGACACGCUGAUGGCUCAGCCAUGGGCCACAGACUCACUCUCUUCUCUCUUGUACUAACACAUAUGUUGUCGAUGACCUGCCCAAAGUGAAGAGUUGAGGAAAUGGGAAGGUAUUGGCCUGAGACCUUGUCUCUAUUUUCCUAGGCCUGAUUUCCCUAGAAUACGAGGGGAUGGAGAUUGUGACCCAGAUCUUGGUUGGGGACGCUGAGCAGGGCUGGCCAUGGUUAUAGAAUGUAGGCAGAUAAGGGAUACUGGGAUGACCCCUGCCCUCUCAAAUUUGCCCCCCCUCCUAAUCCUAAAGGUUUUUCCACAACAUGAGAUUUCCCCCCAGUUAGGAUUCCAUCUAUUCCUCCUCUUGCCAUGAGGCAGAGCCUUUCCUUAAGUGCAGAUUUCCUCCCCAUCUCCAACAAGGAGGUCACUAACACCCAAGGGUGCAAGAAUUGCAUCAGAUCUUUCUCCAAGGUGAAGAGCAUUGGAGGAGAGGGCACCAGGAGGGGUCUAUGGUUAAAAAAAACCAAAACACAAUCUUCCCUGGGUUGCUGUGGCCAGGCAGCUGGUCCUUAGGGUGACGAAGACAGAUUCUGUCAGUGGGUCUGUUCUUGACCUGAGCUCCAUGUCAGAGCCCCAGGUCACCUCUGUGCCAAACAAGAAGGAGAAAUUUUGUGUAACUCAGCCAAUGUUAAGUAUCUAUCAUGUGCCUGACACUGGGGGUACGAAACAAAAAGUGAAUGAGUCCCUUCCCUCAAGGAGCUUCCAUUCUACUAGUCAUUGGAAGGGUCUACUAGAGGAGUGAAAAUCAAAAUAAUCGGAAACCACUUUGCUCAAGGGCCCCAGGGUGGGGACAGUGGGAGAUGGCUGUAUUUCCAGUGUUUUGCCCUGCCCCUCCCUACAAGGGGUUCUGGUUUCUCUUACACUCUGCUAACCUUUUCUAGUAUUAGUUCCUCUUUGCGGUUCAGGGGGGUGGCCCUGGGGUACUUCUAACUCCCAAGCUCAUGCUAAGUAGGGCUCCAAAGGGAGAUCCCUGUGUUCAGAUCCUGGUCAGUGGAUGUCACGUUCACCUGCUGAUUUUCACACAGGCUAUCCUGAACUAACUAAAUGCUUUGGUUUUUCCCCUUGUUUCCCCACUAAUGUAACAGACUUUAAAAUGACAAUAAAUUAAGCCUACACAGAG